AUGUCUCAAAAUAGUAACCCUGCAGUAGUUCUAGAGAAAGUCGGCGAUAUUGCCAUCGAGCAAAGACCAAUCCCUACCAUUAAGGACCCCCAUUAUGUCAAGUUAGCUAUUAAAGCCACUGGUAUCUGCGGCUCUGAUAUUCAUUAUUAUAGAAGCGGUGGUAUUGGUAAGUACAUAUUGAAGGCGCCAAUGGUUUUAGGUCAUGAAUCAAGCGGACAGGUUGUGGAAGUUGGUGAUGCCGUCACAAGGGUCAAAGUUGGUGACCGUGUUGCUAUUGAACCUGGUGUUCCUAGCCGUUACUCUGAUGAGACCAAAGAAGGGAGCUAUAACCUUUGCCCACAUAUGGCAUUUGCUGCAACUCCUCCAAUUGAUGGUACUCUUGUGAAGUACUAUUUAUCUCCAGAAGAUUUCCUUGUGAAAUUGCCAGAAGGCGUCAGUUAUGAAGAGGGCGCUUGUGUCGAACCCUUAUCAGUCGGUGUACACUCUAAUAAAUUGGCUGGGGUCCGCUUUGGUACCAAAGUUGUUGUAUUUGGUGCAGGUCCUGUGGGGCUUUUAACUGGCGCAGUCGCCCGCGCUUUUGGUGCCACCGACGUCAUUUUCGUCGAUGUAUUCGACAACAAGCUACAGAGAGCAAAAGAUUUCGGAGCCACAAACACUUUCAAUUCUUCCCAGUUUUCCACCGAUAAAGCCCAAGACUUGGCCGAUGGGGUCCAAAAGCUUUUGGGCGGAAAUCACGCAGAUGUGGUGUUUGAGUGUUCAGGUGCUGAUGUUUGCAUUGAUGCCGCUGUCAAAACAACUAAGGUUGGAGGUACCAUGGUGCAAGUCGGUAUGGGUAAAAACUACACUAAUUUUCCAAUUGCUGAAGUUAGUGGAAAGGAAAUGAAAUUGAUUGGAUGUUUCCGUUAUUCAUUCGGUGAUUAUCGUGACGCUGUGAACUUGGUUGCCACAGGAAAAGUCAAUGUCAAGCCAUUGAUAACCCACAAAUUUAAAUUUGAAGAUGCAGCCAAGGCUUACGACUACAACAUUGCCCAUGGUGGAGAGGUAGUCAAGACUAUUAUCUUUGGUCCUGAAUGA
Messenger RNA from Saccharomyces cerevisiae S288C, 1074 nucleotides. It is a transcript of the gene SOR2, whose product is annotated as L-iditol 2-dehydrogenase SOR2. Gene Ontology annotation, molecular function: oxidoreductase activity; L-iditol 2-dehydrogenase (NAD+) activity; oxidoreductase activity, acting on the CH-OH group of donors, NAD or NADP as acceptor. The transcript has a single exon. Lineage: Eukaryota; Fungi; Ascomycota; Saccharomycetes; Saccharomycetales; Saccharomycetaceae. The coding region runs from base 1 to 1074 and encodes 357 amino acids. The record is from RefSeq and is marked reviewed.